Messenger RNA from Cryptomeria japonica (Japanese cedar), 828 nucleotides. Its product is annotated as subtilisin-like protease SBT1.4. Lineage: Eukaryota; Viridiplantae; Streptophyta; Pinopsida; Cupressales; Cupressaceae. Gene Ontology annotation, biological process: proteolysis. Bases 1 to 828 code for a protein of 275 amino acids. The transcript has a single exon. The record is from RefSeq and is a predicted model, not a curated record. Gene Ontology annotation, molecular function: serine-type endopeptidase activity.
AUGAAGCCCAAACACUUCAAUUCGCACCACCACUGGUAUGUUUCAAUGCUUGAUCACAUGAUCGUGCAGUCCGGUCCCAGUGCAAAGGAGAUGUUAUAUACAUAUGAUACUCUCUUGCACCGAUUUGCUGCGCGGCUGAGUAAGGCAGAGGCCCAGGCCAUGGCGGUUAUGGACGGCUGCUUGGCUGUCAUCCCCUCCUCCCUCAAUAAAAUUUCCAGCACCUACACACCAGAGUUUCUUGGUCUCUCCUCCUCUGGAUUGUGGUCGCGCUACUCUACAUAUGGCAAAGAUAUCAUAGUUGGCAUGAUCGAUACGGGAAUAUGGCCUGAAAGCAAAAGCUUCAAAGAUGAAGGCCUUGGACCCGCUCCGACUGGAUGGAAAGGCACGUGCGAAAGCGGGCGGGGCUGCGAUUCCUCGAACUGCAAUGGAAAAAUCAUUGGAGCUCGAUACUUCUCCAAAGGCUACGAAGCACAAAACCCGACUCUAAUUAAGGAGACCUUGGAAUACAAAUCUCCGAGAGACAACGAUGAGCAUGGCACUCAUACAGCUCCGACCGUGGCUGACGCCGCACUUUCCGGGAUCAGUUACUUUGGCUUUGCCAAUGGGACGGCUAGAGGGAUGGGCCCUCAAGCCAGGCUGGCCAUCUGCAAAGCCUGCUGGGAAGACGGUUGCUAUGACACGGUCACCGUUGCUGCCAUGGAACAAGCCAUUGCUGACGGCGUUGACAUCAUUUCUAUUUCAAUUGGUUCACGAGAUAUGGCAUUUUGCUAUGAUAACAGAGCUAUUGCAGCAUUUGGGGCCAUCGAAAAGGGCGUCUUUGAGCUAUGA